This is a messenger RNA of Haplochromis burtoni (Burton's mouthbrooder), 15565 nucleotides long. It is a transcript of the gene rnf213a, whose product is annotated as ring finger protein 213a. The record is from RefSeq and is a predicted model, not a curated record. Gene Ontology annotation, cellular component: cytosol; membrane; nucleolus. NCBI's taxonomy places the organism in Eukaryota, Metazoa, Chordata, Actinopteri, Cichliformes, Cichlidae. Gene Ontology annotation, molecular function: ATP hydrolysis activity; ubiquitin-protein transferase activity. Gene Ontology annotation, biological process: negative regulation of non-canonical Wnt signaling pathway; sprouting angiogenesis; ubiquitin-dependent protein catabolic process.
CUGACAAAACGAAACUUUAGUAGAUACGGAAACGAGGGGACAGCAGGUCUUGGACGUGUCUUUGACGGCUGCGUAGUGGGACCAGCAGAGAUGAUUUGCAGGCUUUCUCCUUUUUGCAGCACAGAAGAGAAGUGAUCACUGAAGCCUGAAGAUGAAGUGCUCACGCUGUGGCCAUAACAUUGUAGAGAAAACAGCCAAAUUCUGCAGUGACUGUGGCCUAGAGCUGUCUGUUAAACCUACAAAUGCACAAGAUGCAGGAGAUCAGCCAAAGUCUUUGGUAGCAGAUGGGGAAGGUCCAAUUGAGAAGCCAGAUUCACAGAAAAACACCCCACUGGUGGACAACAAAGAAUCCAGUAAAUCACCCAAACGGCCAAAUGACGAGGUCAUCAACAACAACCCAAAGAAAAAGGGAUCUUGGAGAACAUGGGUUUCUGAUUGAAGGCAGCCUGACAACUAGCAAAAAAGAAGCUGUGUCUGAGUCAAUACCAUACAAAUAUCUUGUGUACAAGAAUAAGAAACUGGAAUAUGAGUAUGAAUACAUAUACAAAUUGGAUUCUUCACACCACACUACCAACAGAUGUUUGUUUGUGAAACCCAACCUUAUCAAUGAAGAUGGUGACUGGCAUCAGUAUGAUGACAUCAUCUGUGCUGAGCCCUCAAAAAAUAUGCUCAAACGCAUUUCCGCACUCUGGUCAGACCAGAGAACAAAACUGAUUCAAGGCAGAGAAAUCGCAGGAAACAUAAUGCUGGAGACCAUAUUUGACCUUCUGAGUAGCUGGAGUGCUACCAAUUUGAGAAGUUUCCUGCUCCAACUGAAUCAGUUCAUGCAGGUUUAUGGGGAACCUUUUGUGUAUGAAGAAAAAGAAAAGAAAUGGUCCUCCCUAAACUAUGGCAAAGAAGAUGUGAAAAUGAUGGUUAAAGGAUUCAUGCUGUCAUAUGUAAUUCCACAACUCCUUAAAGAUGGCAAUCGUAAGAGUCUCUACAUUGAGGACCCUUUAAGAGCAGCUGUGAUCACACUUCACGUAUGGACUCAACAUCACAUCAGUUUGGCGAAUUCUGAGCUCCAUCAGCUUUGUACUGCGCUGUGUUUACCCAAACUAGAGAAGGAUACCUUUCUUCAGUACUGGGCAGAAUUUUCUCAAGAUGUGUCUAUUCUCAGUUUGCCAGAAACAUUAGUGAGUCUGAUAAACACUGUGAAAAGAAUGGGAAUGACUCGAUGGAUUAUGGUACUGCCACUUCUCCACCUCAUUAAAGGCACUACAACGCCUUUUCAAGCACCAGCAUCUGGAAACAUGAAGUAUGGCCCAUCUUGGGCAGGUUUGCAAGGGCUUGAUAUAGGCACCACAGCAUACAUAAGCAACAUGAGCAGUCAAGACAAGAGAUCACUAAUAAAUGUGAUGAAAAGCUGCAGUCACUUAAUGGAGGUUGAUGCACUUUCACUUCGAUCUUGCUUGUACCUGAUGUCACUCAGUGAACUGACUGAGUGUAGCACUGAACUUAAAGCUGAGCUUUUGGACAUGCUUCAUGCUUUUUUUAUUAAGGCUCCUCAGGAAGUCACUGCCAGCAACAUGCAGGCAGUAUCUGACAUUCUCUCCCAUAUCCAAGGAAAUCUAAUUGAGGAAAAAUACAGUUAUUUUACAGAGACUUAUAGGAAAGAGUGCUUGGCAACAUCAGUGAAACUGUUAGAGAAGCUCUGCAAUGGGGUCAAACCAACAUCAUAUACCCAGAAUUACCCUGACAUUCCUGUGGCAUGCAUGAAUCUGGUUGCAUCCGUUUCAAACUUUGUGCAGUGUAACAAGCAACAGGAGACCCAAGAAAGAGAUGAAGAACAACGAUAUGUGAAAAGCAUGGUGAUGACUCAGGCAGUGAAGAUAAUGAGAGCAUGGAUUGCUCAGUCCUUUAAACAGAGUUUCCUUAACAAUAGUUGGUUCUCAAGACAAGAGAAGACAAAGGAAGAGAUUGAAAUGUGGAACAACAUAAUCUCCAUCCACUUUAAAGAUGAGGAUUGCACGACAGAGUGGAGGCAGAUAUUCACUAUGGAUUUUGAGGGGAAGUACAAGCGGGAAUCUUCCCUGGAUCAAAUUGAAUACUACUGCACCUAUAUGGAGGACCUUAGUUGUUCCCAUCCACAUGUUGCAGCUAGUAUUGAAAGGUGUGCUCUUGAGGCUGUUACAUCUUUGUGCCAGAGCAAGAAUGAGGGGAAACUCUUUGAGAGGCUGAAGAUUAACUGGAAAUUUGGGAAACUCAUCUCUGCUAUUAUCCAAAAAUCUUGGCCAAAGAACCAUCAAGGAGAAUAUCAUCAAGAUGAAGAAGUUGUCCUUCAGCACCUCCUGUCUUGGACUGCUGCCAAAAACAUUUUUCAACUCCACGGAGCAGAUGAAAAGCUGAUUGAGAAACUCUCUCAAGAUGCCAAGGACAGAAUUGCAAUAGCCAUAUCCUCAUUCACAUCCGUGAAGAAUCAACUGGUCCAUGGAAACAUUAAGAUCAGCCUGCUCAAGAUUAUUUUGGGAAGGCGAGAUGCCUUCUUAGAACUGCUGAAGAUUGACUGCCUCGCUGAGAAUGGGCAAUACAAGGAUCAUGACAAAAUGAAGAGGCUGUUGAAGUGCAGAGAAGAUGAAGUAAAAGCUGUAUAUCAUGAAAAGGAGCUUGUAGAUGUUCUCUUAACUAAGAGCCAUCAACUUGAGGAACACAUGACAGUUGAUGUUGCUGAACUGGAAAGAAACCAACAAGUCAACAUUAAGACAAUGCCUUUGAACCAUUUCAUGGAGGUUCAUCAAUUUGACCAGAUGCCCUCCGAAAUAACUGGUAUUGUCACCUUCUUCAAUCUGGACGAAGAAAUUAGAAACAUGGCAGAAGAUUUAUACACAUUCAGGGACAGUAUUGUCUUCAAAAUGUGUUGGGACAAACAAGCCAAGUUCCUGGCCAAUGAAGAAAUGGAAGACAAUCCUGAUGAGCAUCAGGUAGUGGACAUUAGGGCAACACUACAAAUGAUACAUGAUGACAUUUACCUAGAUUGCUACAACCAUUAUAAAGAUAUCUACACUCGCCUGAAGGAUGGCACUAUAAGGCUUGAAGAGGUUAACCAGUUUUUUAAAGCUUUCAAGGGCAAGUAUGAAGAUCUUGCAAAAGACUUAGACAUCAUGUGCAGAAUGAAUACAUCAAGGGACAAACAAUGGAUCAACAGCAGGGUUCAACAGAUCGAGCAGUACCACGAACUUCAUCUCGCUGUGACUUCAGCUCAAGUAAUCAUGAAAGUCAAAGAGACACUUGGUCUUCAAGGUGACUUCAGAGUUCUGGAGACACUCACAGAAGUUAACAAUAUAGACUUUCAGAAAGAGCCACUCAGCCGGAUUGACAAUGAGUUGAUGCAGGCAAAGACUGUUCUAGUGGACAUAACCGAGCCCCGCAGGCUGUGUCUGCACGAACUGGAACUAAGGGGACACUUUGUGAAAUGGGUGAAGGAUGCCCUUGAAGAUAUCAAUGAGUUAAAAGUGUUUGUUGACCUGGCUUCUAUCUCUGCGGGAGAGAAUGAUAUGGACGUGGAUCGUGUUGCGUGCUUCCAUGAUGCAGUUCUUGGCUACUCUUCAUUACUUUAUGAGCUCAAACCAGACUCUGGUUUUAAAGCCUUCAGAGAAGUGCUCAAGAAGCUCUGGAGGGCUUUGGAGAAUGACAGCAACCUACCCAAAAAAUUGCGGGACAGUGCACGUCAUUUGGACUGGUUGAAGACUGUGAAGGACAGUCAUGGAUCAGUGGAACUGUCAUCCCUCUCUUUAGCAUCAACCAUCAAUAACAAGGGUAUCUACUUGAUCAAUGCACAAAAUGUAAAAAAGUUGAGUCUUGACAGUGCCCUGAAGCUGCAGAUUCCAGAGGAGCAUGAUGACGGUCAGCAGAUGCGCUGCUAUUCCCUUGAGGACUUGAGGGAGCUGCAGAAUAAACUCAUGCUCAUGUCUGGGAAAGGGGAUCAAGGGCAAUGUGAAGUUGAUUAUUUUGCAGAGGUUUUUGCCAGCGUUCAAAGACUAACUGAGGCAUUCAUUGCUCUUUACACUGCUGGGAAUCCACUGUUUAGGCACUGGGAAGUGCAAAUCAACUGUUGUUCCAAAAGUCAGGCACCCAGCAUUAUGAUGGAUUUCAACUUGGACAGUGUUAUCAGUGUCAUUGUGGAGGGCAGCAUAGAAGAGAAGCUUCCUGAACUUUGCAAGAAAAUGGAGAAAUGUCUUGACUUCUGGAUGGAUUUUGUAGACAAACAGAGAUCCCAGCAUUACUAUCUUAACUACUACACAGCUGAACAGAUUGUCUACCUAUGCAACAAGCUGACUUUGCAAAAUGUUACCAAUGUAGAAGACCAGGUUCUCAUGAUGCUCUCUUUCAUCAAGCCAAACUGCACAUACUCAGAUUUGAGGGAAGUUUGGCAUGAACUUCAGUAUGAAAUCCUCAAAAAACCAGAAGAGCAAAAUGAGGACAUUGAGUUUCAGACCUUUGUUGUGGUGCAAAGCAGUGAGGGGGAAGACCCAGACUUCACCAGCCAAAUGGGUCCUCUGGCAAGUCUCGUAGAACAGGCAGAGGGUUUACCAAAAUUUGAUCACAUAUGGAAUGCUUAUAUGAAAGACAUGAGAAAUUUUCUCCCCCACAUUCUUGAUAUAAAAAAUCUUGGAAGACUUUUGGAUAUCCUGGCCAACAAACACAACGAGAGUCACGAAGAAGACAUUUCUGACGAUGACACAGGGAAUUUCAUAAAUAGACAUGUUCCCAGAGGUCUGGCUGUUGGAAACCCAAACCUCAUUGUUUGCCCACAUGAUGAGGUGUUGUCAUCUUGCAUUUCCAUUUACAUGAGCAGUGAAAAUGAGACACUUCCCACGUAUGAUGAAGUCCUUUUAUGCAACUCCACGACACCAUACGAACAGGUGGAGCUAUUUCUCAGACGCUGUCUCAGCACAGGCUACAGAGGACAGAAGAUAUACUGUUUACUGUAUGGAGAUCUCCUCCCUUAUGAUGUGAGCUCUAAAGCUGAGAACUUUUUUCAGCGAAUGAAAAUGCAGAGUAGAAAGGAUUAUAGACUUGUUAUCAUUUGCAGCUCAGAAAGAGAACAUACCUACCUUCCAUCAGCCUUCAGCCAGUACAGAUUGCACAUGGUUCCACAGGAACCUUUGGCAAGAAUCCAGAGUUACCUGCAAAAACACUAUGCCGUCCCAGCAGAUGAGUGCAGCGCCGCAGCUGCGUUUAAGGACAGACUCUGCGUUGGUGUCAUUUCAGCCACAAGAGCUGGUGUUGGAAAAUCACUUUACAUCAGAAGGCUGUAUGAAAAACUGAAGAGAUCAACCAAAAAAUCAUCAGUGAUGAAAUGCAUUCGCCUGAUUGAGCCAAAUGUUGAUGAGAAUGUCAUCCUUCAAUCACUGUUGGACGCCCCUAGAAGGAAAGAACUCACUGUGUUCCAUUUUGACGUCACAUCAUCGGUCCAGAAAGGCCUGCAUGAGUUCCUCUUCAAACUGUUGAUUUUGCGAUACUUGCUGGACUCAGAGGGAAAGAUGUGGAAGUGCAAUAACAAGCAACUGUAUCUUGUAGAGAUUUUGGAGUCCACUGUGAAGUCGGGCAGAAAUGUUUCACUUCAGACUCAAAAAAUCAAAAGCUCAUUCAUUGAUGUGUUCCCAAAUAUUUUCUGCCGGCCACCCAAAGAGGUAUUAAUGUUAGAGAUGAGGAAGCAAGAAGAUCCCACCAUUGUGAGCAAUGAUGACCCACUGAUGGAUGAUGAAGAAUUCAGGAGCGAGGCUUUUCAGAGACCAUACCAGUAUCUCACUCGGUUUCAUAACCACAUUAAUCUAGAUGUAUUCACUUAUAACAAUGUUGAGGGGACACAUGUGGAAUGUCUUCAGAUGCUUCUCAUGUUUUGUGGCAUAAUGGAUCCAUCCUGGGCUGAACUAAGAAAUUUUGCAUGGUUUCUCAACCUUCAGCUGAAAGACUGUGAGACGUCUGUUUUUUGUAAUGUCACUUUCACUGGGGACACACUAACCGGAUUCAAAACCUUUGUGGUAGAUUUCAUGAUUCUGAUGGCAAAGGAUUUUGCCUCUCCAUCACUCAGCAUUUCUGACCAGAGUCCUGGCAGGCAGAAAAUCGAUCUGGCUGGUGUCAGAGAUGAAGACCUGGCUCCUUUUCUUAUCAGGAAAAGAUGGGAAACAGAACCACAUCCAUACAUAUUCUUUAAUGAUGACCAUGUGUCCAUGACCUUUAUUGGUUUCCAUCUUCAGCUCAAUGAGCAGAACUUUGUUGAUGCCAUUGACCCAACCUCUAACAGGGUUAUUAAAAGAAAUGUCAUGACAAGGGCAUUGUAUGAAGGCCUAAAGCUGCAAAGAGUCCCCUUCAACAUUGACUUUGAUCGCCUUCCAAGAGCAGAGAAAAUAGAGCGAAUCUGUGGUGUUCUUGGUAUCCAGUGGCCUCUUGAUCCAGAUGAAACUUAUGAGCUUACAACUGACAACAUAUUGAAGAUGCUCGCAAUCCACAUGCGGUUCAGAUGUGGCAUCCCUGUCAUUAUCAUGGGAGAAACAGGGUGUGGUAAAACAAGGCUCAUCAAAUUCCUUUGUGAACUCCGGAGGAGUGGAGUGGCCACUGAGAAUAUGAAACUUGUCAAGGUCCAUGGAGGGACAACUUCAGAGAUGAUCUACACCAAAGUGAGAGAAGCAGAAGACAUUGCUUCGAUCAACAAACUUGACUAUGGGUUCGACUCCGUUCUGUUUUUUGAUGAGGCCAACACUACAGAGGCCAUCAGCAGUAUUAAGGAGGUCCUCUGUGAUAAGACUGUAAAGGGGGAAAGUUUGACAGCCAACACUGGGUUACAGAUUAUUGCUGCAUGCAAUCCUUACCGAAAACACACAGAUGAGAUGAUUCAAAGGUUGGAAUCUGCUGGCCUUGGGUACCGAGUUCGAGCAGAAGAGACGGACGAAAAACUUGGAUCUAUUCCUCUCCGCCAGUUGGUGUAUAGAGUUCAAGCACUGCCACCAAGCAUGAUUCCCCUGGUAUGGGACUUCGGGCAGUUAAAUGAUCACACGGAGAAAAUAUACAUCCAGCAGAUUGUACAAAGAGUUGCUGAAAAAAAAGCUAUUGAUGAAUGUCAUAUCAAGUGGAUCACUGAUGUACUUUCAUCUUCACAGAAGUACAUGCGUGCGAGAAAUGAUGAAUGCAGCUUUGUCAGCCUGAGAGAUGUUGAACGUUGCAUGCAAGCUUUUGUUUGGUUCUAUGACAACCAUGAAAUGUUUUUUGCGGAGCUUAAAAAGUUUGAGAAUGAUAGAAAUGUUGAGAAGGAUGAAAUGCGUCCAAAAUGGCCCGAGAGCCGAGACCCUGUUCUCUGGUCUCUAGUCAUGGCCAUUGGAGUGUGUUACCAUGCCUGUUUAGAAAAUAAGGAUAAAUACAGGCAGAAAAUCAGCAAAAGUCUUCCAGCAUUAUACAGUCCAUCAAAGGUGAUGCAGGAAAUCUCACUCAUGCAGGAUUUACUUUUGAGUGGUGUGCCAAUGGGGGAUACAAUUGCAAGAAAUAGUGCCCUGAAAGAGAACGUCUUCAUGAUGGUUCUCUGCAUUGAACUGAGAAUCCCUCUCUUCCUCGUGGGCAAACCUGGAAGUUCAAAAUCUCUGUCUAAAACUUUGGUGGCAGAUGCAAUGCAGGGUCAAGCUGCUCAUUCUGACCUGUACAAAAAGCUCAAACAGAUCCACUUGGUGUCCUUCCAGUGUAGCCCUCACUCAACACCAGAAGGCAUCAUUAAUACAUUUAAGCAAUGUGGACGUUUUCAGGAAGGUAAAAACCUGGAUGAGUAUAUCUCAGUUGUGGUUCUCGAUGAGAUCGGGCUUGCAGAGGACUCUCCAAAGAUGCCGCUGAAAACUCUUCAUCCAUUGCUGGAGGAGGGAUGCAUUGAUGAUGAGCCACUACCACACAAAAAGGUUGGAUUUAUUGGAAUCUCCAACUGGGCGCUGGACCCUGCAAAGAUGAACCGAGGCAUUUUUGUGUCCCGUGGGGACCCUGACGAGAGGGAACUUAUUGAAAGUGCUAAAGGAAUCUGCUCCUCUGAUGUAGUGGUUCUGGAGAAGGUCAGGGAUUUCUUCCAACCUUUUGCAAGAGCCUACUUGAACAUCUGCCGCAAACAAGGCAAAGGAUUUUUUGGCUUACGUGACUACUACAGCUUGAUAAAGAUGAUCUUUGCGGUCGCCAAGGCUUCUAAGCAAAAGCCCACACCAGAGGAAACCGUCAAAGCAGUGCUGAGAAAUUUCAGUGGCAAGGAUAAUGUAGAUCCAGUUACUGUCUUCACUAUGAGACUGGGGAUUGCACCAAACCUAGAGAACAUCAGUACCAUUGAGUUUGUGAGAGAAAACAUUGAAGCAGUUGGACAGGAAGAAGAAUGUCGAUACCUCCUGGUGCUAACUAAAAACUAUGCAGCCCUGCAGAUCCUGCAGCAGUCCUUCUUUUCAGAAAGUGGUCAACCAGAAAUUAUCUUUGGUUCCAGCUUUCCAAAAGACCAAGAGUAUACCCAGAUCUGUCGCAACAUCAACAGAGUAAAGAUAUGCAUGGAAACAGGACAAACGGUUGUGCUCUUAAACUUGCAGAACCUCUAUGAAAGUCUCUACGAUGCCCUCAACCAAUACUAUGUUUGCUUGGGAGGGCAGAAAUAUGUGGACCUUGGACUGGGAACCCAUCGUGUAAAAUGCAGGGUUCACAAAGACUUCCGGCUAAUCGUCAUUGAGGAAAGAGAAGUGGUCUACAAACAGUUCCCAAUACCUCUCAUUAACAGGCUGGAGAAGCACUACCUGGACAUCCAGACUGUUCUGAAAACCGAGCAGAAGAGGAUGGUGGAGGAACUGGAGAAGUGGGUCCAGCUUUUUGUAACUCUCAUCAGCCAACAUGCAGCGGCAGCUCAGACAUACAAAUACAAACCCCCAGACGUAUUCAUUGGGUACCACUCAGACACAUGUGCUUCUGUAGUUCUCCAAGUAAUAGAGAACCAGAAGGACAGUUUAGAAAUCUCAGAUUCUGAGAGGAGAAUGCUCGACGAGGCUAAACUCAUACUGCUGAAAUGUGCUACACCAGACUCUGUGGUAAGGUUGGACAGUACAGCCCUUCCUAAAGUGGAAAGUGAAUAUCUGGCCAGGAUGUACUUUGAAGAGCAGAGUAACAGCUGUUUGGCUGACUACAUACUUGCUCACAUAAGACAGGAGGCCCAUUCUUGCUCCUUCUUCACAGAGGUGACAACAUUCUCCAGACUUUUGACUGCUUUUGACCUCGAACCAUUGGAGAGGAUGUUGCACAGUGUUGAGCUUCUCUCACUCCAGCAGUUUGACACAGAGCACUCCUUCUUGAAGAAGAUAAGGAACUUCCUCACAGCUGAGAAUAAAAGCAGCAGCAACAGGGUCCUCAUCGUCCAGAGUGAUUUUGAUGAAGCCAGUCUCAGCACCAACCUCAUUGCAUCUGCAAAGUAUUCAUCGAUUAAUGAGAUCAAUAAGAUAACCCAGGAGAACACAAGUAGAAAGGUAUUUGUGUACUUCAUCACCAGACUGCCAAGAAUGGAAGGAGGGACUUCUUACAUUGGCUUUCAUGGCGGCCCCUGGAGAUCAGUUCAUAUUGAUGACCUCAGACGCUCUAAAGACAUUGUUUCCGACAUCAAAACUUUGCAAAACAUGACAAUCAGUCAAAUGUUUGAAACAAAGGCACCUCAGGCUGAAGCCAUGGAGACUGAUGACAUGUACUCUGAGAGUGAACAGGAGGAAACUGUGCAGGAGGAAAAUACUUGGGAAAGUGUUGUGGACACUACAGCAUUGCUGAGGAGCUGUGUGCAGAGUGCAGUAGCCAUGCUGAGGGACCAGGUGGAAAGUGGCCUCCGCAGUACUCGGAGAGUGGAGAUCCUUCUGGCACUCCUGAGUGACAAUGACGAAAUAACAGGUGAAUUCCUACAAGUGGUGAAGCGGCAUCUUCACUCAUUGUUGGUGACUCACGACGGCAACACUUUCUCAUCCAUCAAGAGCAACUGGGUCUUCAAGGAGGCCUCAAACAUCGAUGCCUUGCAAGAAGGAGGCACCUUUAGACACACCUUAUGGAAGCGUGUUCAGGCUGUGGUCGUCCCCCUCUUGGCGCAUCUAGUUUCGCUCAUAGACCGUGACCAAAACAUGGACCUCCUGCUUGAUACCCGCUGUGGUGAAUCUGUUAAGAAGCUGUGGUUAGAUAUCUUUGGCAAUGAAAAGCUGCUGGAAAUCUCACAUCUAACACUAGACCACACUUCUGAGACGAGAACCAUCCUUGUACAGCACUACAUUGCCCAAGAUAAGAACAUGAGCUGCAGCAUGCCAUUCAGCUGGAGAAUUAAGGACUACCUGGAAGAGCUCUGGGUUCAUGCACUUCAACAUGAAGGGCAAACUCAGAAAGAGUUUGUUAAGUUCUUUUGGAAGACACCGCUCGGCCGCUACAUAGCGAAAGCAGACCCAGAGAUGCAGGUUGAGUUUUUCCAGCGCUACCUUCAGGAUUUCAUCUCCAUGACAAUGAAUGUCACUUCUCCGGAAGAUCUUCAGCUCCUGUGUGGUGCUUUGAAUUCUUGUGUUAACGAACUGCGGUUGCAGCUCAGUGACACUGAAGCGGUGACGUCUCUUCCGUGGGUCCAUGCUGCAUAUCAUGAGUUCAAAAACCGGCUCCAGAACCUCUGCAGAGUGAUGUGCAUUGUACCUCAGUUGACCCAAAACCUCCUGAUGAAUCCUAAUGCCAGAGACGGGUUUGAACUGGUACUCGAUGUGUAUGCUGGGUUUGCGUGUGUGGAGUACCUGGAGCCCAUAGACUUGAACACAGAUGCCCGAAGACAAGCCUGGCUCAGGCAGGUGAAAAAAAUCCAGGUUGCUAUUGAGUUAAUCUGCUCAGAGGACAGCGUGAGACGUUACGGAGAGAGAAGCAAGAUAAUCGCCAAGAGAGUCCAAGCUGGAUGGAAUCGGAUAUUUUCUCUGUCUCUGUUUGUGGAGCACAUGUUGUUGGGAAUAGAGGAGCUGGAGAAGAAACUGUCUCCUUUAGUUUUGGAGAACACUGGGCGGCUUGGCCAGAUACUGGAAAAAAACUCAGACCUCAAAACUCAGGAGACGUUCGAGGCAGUAAUUCGUUUGCUCAAAAUCUGCAAAGAUGGAGCCAUCGAACGCAUCUUCAGGUUUGGUCUUACACAGUGCCCAGUGUGUAUGGGAGACCCCCAGGACCCUCUCUGCCUGCCAUGUGAACACAUCUACUGUGUAGCCUGUAUCAAAAUGUGGUUGGUGCCUGGACAGAUGUACUGUCCUCUCUGCAUGCAGCCAGUUAACGAUGACUUCCCCUUGGUUCCCUCAGAUGAUAUAAGGAUUCCCAUCAAACAACACACCCAGUUCAGGAACAAGUGCAAUGCUUUCUUCAUAGACCUGGUGUCGACUGUGUGUUUCAAGGAUAAUUCUCCACCCUGCUCAGCUGUCAUUCUUCAUUUGCUGUCAUUUCUCAUGGUGGAGCCCAGCGCUGUCCCAAUACUGAGAGGCAAUAAGCAGAUUUUGACAAAGGCACUUUCUCCAUUUGACGACUCUGUGGAUAAAAAUCCAGUGGUGCGGUCAGUAGUGCUCAAACUUCUUCUGAAGUACAGCUUUGAUGAUGUUAAAAAGUACCUGCAGCAGCAUCUGACAGCAGUUGAGCAGAGCAACAUCUUGGAGGAGAUGGAUAAAACUGAGCUCUACACCUUGUACAUUAACUGCUUGGAGGAUUCCAUGUUUGAAAGGAUGCAGUUCAGGUCCACUGCAGACCAGCAGGCAUGUCUGCAGGAUGAAAGCGCCUUCUUGACUGAUUUCUUGCAGUCUCGUGAUCAGCUUUCUGAAACGGCCACUGUAGAGUACCUGCAGCAGGUGGCCAGAGUGCGUAUGGACCUGGAUAUGGCAGUGAGCAUGUUUGUGGAAAAACUGAGAGCUCCAGGAUCCCGAGAAGUUGGCCAGAAUGGAAGCACAGCUUUCCUGACCAGCGUCAUAGACUUGUGUAGGCGGAGUGGAAAUGACUGGUAUCGGGUCUAUUUGAUCCGUAAGAUGUGCAGUCAGUUUGGAGUAGAGUUUGUCAAGAAGCUCCUCAAAUCGGAUCAAAUGUGUUGGAUCUUUCCUAAGGAAAUUCAGCAAAAGGAUGAAGAAGUCACACCAAUAGAUCAGUAUCUCGUGUGUGGGGAAGAUUACAAGACCAUCAGAAAUGCUGUUGCAAAAGUAGUUAUGGAAGCCAAACUGGAUGGACUGGAUGAGGCUUGCGAGCGGUGCAAAUGCCCACCACAGUGGAAAACAGUUUAUCUUCUCUUGGCACUGUAUCGAGAAGUCACCACUCUCUACAGAGAAACCAAUGCGAGCUUCCAUCCCAAGCCUGAACAAGUCGAGGCCCUGAUGAGCUACAUCCAGAAAUCAAAAUUCCUUCCCAGCCCGCAGGUGAAGGCCUUUGCCCUGUCUCUGGUAACCAACCAGAUCGGGCCCUUGGCUCUUCGCUGCGGGGUCUCUGGUGCCCAGUGUGUGUCGGUGGACUUGGCUGUUCACUUAGCUGCUGUCUUGCUCUGUGGAAACCAAGGAAUCUUGGCUCCACUGAAGCAGCUAGCUAUGACACCUGCAAACAUGCAGGCGGCUUUCUUGCCCACCAUGCCGGAAGACAUGUUAGCAGUGGCUCAACAAGCUAUGGGUCACUUGCAGUGGUAUCACUGUCCAAAUGGUCACCCCUGUACCAUUGGUGAGUGUGGCCAGCCCAUGCAAACAAGUCAUUGUGUAGACUGUGGUGCAGUGAUUGGAGGGAAUAACCACGCACCUGUGCAAGGAUUUCGUAUUGUGCAAGUCCAGGGUGACCGCACUCAAACAGGCCACGUCCUCGGCGACCCCGGACGUAGAGACAAUCCAGACAUGCUGGACACCAAGAGCAUUUCUCCCGUUCCCUUCACCAUCAUUCGCAUGCUCACUCACAUGGCCAUGCUGCUUGGUUCCUGCAGCCAACCACAGUCUAUUUCUGCCAUUAUCAAACCUCAAGUCCAAGAUGCAGGAGAGUUUCUACUCGCUCAUCUGAGAAAGGACAUGAAACACCUCAUCAGAAGUCUGGGUAAGGGGACAGACGACACAAUCAGCACUGUUCACCUGGUCAUCAACAGCCUCCUGGAGACACACCAGCAGCAAAGAUGGCCUGUUCAGUAUGACAAUCUUCUCUCAACCAAAGAAGCACGAAAUGGCUGGGAAAUUGAAAUGAGCACUGCCAUUAUCACACCACAUCUGAAGCACUUGGAUAGACAGCUAAAGGAAGUGAACACAUUUAUCCGGGCUGACUCUCGUAUCUCUGCCAGUCCAAUCAUGAAGCUAAUUUUUGGAGAUCCUCAGCUCUUCUUGGCUUCACUUCCUCCAAAAUCUCUGAUCCAUGUUUCUGCCGUGUGGAGCUGCCGGGAGAAAGUGUCUCUGUUGAGCCUCACCCACAUUGUGGAGCAAAAUGAUGGCAAAGACACCUUGCCGGUCCUCUGGAGAUUCCUCCAUAGGGAAGCAGAAAUCCGACUGGUGAAGCACCUUCCUGAAAUCCUGGCACUCCAGAGGGAUCUAGUGAAGAAGUUUCUGAACAUCGCUGAGCUAACGGAAGGCAGCAUCGCUGAAUUUCUCGGCAAUCAGAAAGCAGUUUCACUCAAAACCUGGUACGAAAAACACAUCAGAAUCUUCCUGGCAACCUGGAAUCAGCUCAGAGUAUCGCUGGCAACCAAUGGUGAGAUUAAGAUCCCGGCUGAGUUCUGCCAGAAUGACCUGGACCUCAACAGUGACUUCAGGGUGCUGUUGCCACGGCGACACGGCCCAGGCCUGUGCUCUACAGCUCUCGUCAGCUACCUAAUUGCACUGCACAAUGACAUUAUAUACUGUGUGGACAAGCACACUGGAGAGGAGACCAGCUACAAAGUAAGCCCUGCAGAUCUAACUGACCUGCAUGUGAUUCGUUACGAGCUGGAGAGGGAUGUGAUGCCGCUGGUUCUGUCCAACACCCAGUACAGCAUCGAGCGGGGCCAGGAGACCCUUCACGAGUAUGACUUGCCUAAGAUCGAGCAGCAGAUCAUCUCACGCUUCCUGCUGGGCAAGCCUCUCAUCACUCUCAAUGGGCUUCCUACACUAGUGAAUAGACACGAUCGCAACUACGAGAUUAUCCUCAAGGUCAUAAAAGAAAAAGUCAAACAAGAGCCUCUUCAGACUCUCACUCUCUUUGCUGUGGCUGGAGAGCUCCACUCCUACAGUGAGGUGUGUGAUGCUUUGUCAAUGCUGGAAGUGGCCCUUGGUUUCCUUGCAAUGACUGGGGGAGAGCCUCAUAUGCAGCUGUCCUCCUACCUGGAGGAGGUGCUGCAGAUGGGAAACCAGAUGGCUCAGCACAUCCUCAAGGCCUUUGGCAUGUGUUGCCUUAAACACUGUGUGGCACUGUGGCAGCUGCUGGCCUCACUUAAAUCAGAAAACAUGCUGCGCCUCAAGAGGGAUCCGUUUGUAGGAGUUUCAGAGAAGUACAAACAGGCCCUGGGUGAGGACGAGCACAGGCUGCUCAUUGGUUUCUUCUCUAAAAACAGCGCUGACACUUUCCUCCUGGAGAUGCAUGAGUUCCUGGUGCUGUUCCUCAAAAAGCCAAAUGCAACUGAUACCUUCAGGCCUGACUGGGGCUUGAAAGACACGCUGGUGUCUUACAUGGAGCGCAAAGACAUGGACAUUCCCGCCGAUGUGGAAGAGCUCUUCCCAGAAGAGAUCCUCCUGGCCCAUUACGUCGAAGCAUGGAAGUUUAUCGUAGCCUUCAAGCAGGAGCGCGGACAGAGACAAUGAGAACAAGAUUUAAGCUUUAUUCCUUUUUUUCAUUCUGUAUGCGAUGUCAUGAAAAUCCCUCGGAUCAUGUUUACAUCUUGAAAUGACAGUAUUCAUUUGUCAUGUAAUUACACGUAUACAGAGAAGACGUGCCUUUGACAGAGCACUAGCUUCAUAGAAUAAGACACAUUUUACAGCUUGUCUAUAUGAUAAUGUGAGCUUUUUUUUCCCUUAAUGAUCUCUUCUUGGAUUGUAUCACUUUCUAUUUUCUUUGAUGUUAUCUCUGCAGCUGCAGUUUAAGUCUGCUUACUUGCACUUUACAUUUAAUGUGAAUUUUUAAAAAGUAAGUUAAUUUACUCAGGUGAAAAAAGGUGGAUUAAAUUGAGGAAGGUAAAAUCAGACUUAUCUAAAUCACUUUUUCAGGAACAAGCUGACUUUUUUACUGAAGUCAUCAGUCACAUUUUGUCAUUUAAUUUUCUGGGUUUCUUUUGUAACCUUUGCUUCAUAUACAGAACAUCUACUUGCCCUUUCACUUUAAGCUUGUCAUCGUGCUGUCCACUUUUUCCAUUCAUUUUCUUUGAGUUGUUAUUACUAAUUAGUACAUUUACUGAGUUCAAUUCACUUUUUCUAUUGUUUCCAUUCUCCUCUUAGUAAUUUUUGUAUGUGGGAUCUGUAAUAUAAACAGCUUCCAGCAAACCUUUAAUGAUGCCUAUAUUUGAUUUUUGUUUCUUUUGUUUACACAGAGGUUGUAGGCCAAAAACAUACAUGUGUCAAAUACAACCUCCUUUUCAACA